Molecule: messenger RNA, 1689 nt
Organism: Colletotrichum chrysophilum
Lineage: Eukaryota; Fungi; Ascomycota; Sordariomycetes; Glomerellales; Glomerellaceae
Exons: 3
Coding region: 1-1689 (562 amino acids)
Biological process (GO): transmembrane transport
Molecular function (GO): transmembrane transporter activity
Source: RefSeq, a predicted model, not a curated record
AUGGAUACGAAGCAUCGCGACGACAAACUCGGCGAGACCACCUCUGCCGACCCCUCGAUCCUCACCGAGAAGCCUGCCCACGACCUCAACGCUGCCGAUACAAAGGCACCCUCAACCCACCAGUCCAGCGAGGAUGAGGUCGAGUACCCACACGGCCUGAAGCUCAUUCUCAUCAUCAUCGCCCUCUGCCUCGCCGUCUUCCUCGUCGCCCUCGACCAGACCAUCAUCGCCCCAGCUCUCGGCGCCAUCACCUCGGAAUAUGGCAGCGUCAAGGACAUUGGCUGGUACGGCUCGGCUUACCUGCUGACCACCACCGCCCUCCAGCCAAUGUACGGCACCGUCUAUAAGCUGUUCAGCGUCAAGUACAUCUACAUCGCCGCCAUCGCCGUGUUCGAGAUUGGUUCCCUGGUCUGCGCCCUCGCACCGAAUUCGACCGCCUUCAUUAUUGGGCGCGCCGUCGCCGGCAUUGGCACGGCCGGCUUGUUCUCGGGUUCCAUUGUCAUCCUCAGCUACACGAUGCCUCUGGAGAAGCGACCUCUUGCCUUUGGUUUGAUUGGCGGCAUGUGGGGUAUUGCGUCGGUCGCUGGACCAUUGCUUGGAGGCGUAUUCACAGAGAAGGCUACUUGGCGGUGGUGCUUCUACAUCAACCUCCCCAUUGGCGGCAUCGCCAUGGUCUUCGUCUUCUUCUUGCUUCACUUGAGCCGCAAGAACAACCCCGAGGGAAAGACGCUCGUCCAGCGCCUCAUGCAGCUCGACCUCAUCGGCACGGCCAUCUUUAUCCCGGCGAUCGUGUGCCUGCUCCUUGCUCUGCAGUGGGGAGGUGCCGAGUACCCCUGGAAGAGCGCCAAAAUCAUCGGCCUCUUUGUCGGAUUCGGUCUCAUGAUCAUCAUCUUCAUCGGAAUCCAGCUGUGGCAGGGAGACAAGGGCACGCUUCCCCCCUACCUCUUCAAGAACCGCAACGUUGUCUGCGCCAUGCUAUUCGCCUGCUUCUUCGGCGCCGCCUUCUUCCCCCUCAUCUACUACCUAUCUCUCUACUUCCAGGCAAUCCAGGGCGUUAGCGCCGUCCAGGCCGGCAUCAAGAUCCUGCCCCUCCUGCUGGCGACCGUCGUCGCCAGUAUGGCCAGCGGCGCGCUCAUCUCCGUCAUCGGCUACUACAGCGCCAUCAUCCUGCCCUCGCUCGUGCUCUUCACCGUCGGCUCCGGUCUGAUCACGACCUUCGAUCUCGACACCCCCAUGCGCGAGUGGUUCGGCUACCAGGUCCUCGCGGGCCUCGGCAUCGGCGCAGGCUUCCAGAUCGGCGUCCUCGUGGUCCAGACCGUGCUCCCUCUCGAAGAGGUCCCCGUCGCGACGGCCGUCGUCCAGUUCUUCCAGUCGUUUGGCGGCGCCAUCAUGAUCGCCGUCGCCCAGAGUCUGUUCCAGACCGGUCUUGUCAACGGGGUCGCCACCCGCGUCCCCGACCUCGACCCGUCCAUCUUCAUCAACGCCGGCGCCGACCAAGUCCGCAGCAUCUUGACUCAGAUGGGGCGUCAGGACGCAAUUGACGCGGUUUUGGAGUCGUACAUGGUUGGUUUGAGACACACGUACUACGUCACCGUUGCAUGUGCUGCGGCCGCUUUUGUUGCGUGCUUGGGUCUGCAGUGGAAGAGUGUCAAGAAGGAGGGCAAGGGGCCCGCGGUUGCUGCUGUUUAG